GAUGAUGAUGCGAAGUUGGAGGCUCCCAUCGACCUGCAGCUGGUGUUGGUGGCCGUGGCGACUCACAACGAAAAAAGGUGUCACAGUAGCCAACUUCCAGAGGCUGUGCGGCUAGGCCGGGUGGAGGCUGUGCGCUUGAUGCUGCAAGCCGGCUUCUUUUUAGAGUUCUGGGGAAGUCGUCGCAUGACGGCAUUAGCUGCAGCUUGCGCAAAUGGCCUUGAUCAGAUGGCCCAGAUGAUGUUGGAUGCCGAAGCAGAUGUGAACUCCCGAAGCACCCAGAACAAGACUGCCUUAAUGUUCGCUUCAGAGCAAGGACAUGUGGAAAUCAUGCGGCUGCUGUUGGCUGCGGAUGCAAAUAAGGACUUGAAGGAUGAUGCAGGAAACACGGCUUUGCAUCGAGCAAGCCAAGCAGGCCACUUUGACGCAGCGGCUUUGCUGUUGAACAGUGGAGCUCAUCCGGAAUUGAAGAACAGUGAAGGUCACACAGCAUUAAGCUUAGCGUGCGAUCACGCUCACGUUGAGAUCGUGCAGCUACUGUUGGGCGCGGGUGCGAGCAAUGGACUGUAUGCUUUCGAAGACGUUGAUGACAGCUCCCCUCGCCUACUGGCCGCAGCUUUGGCGGGCUCCGUGAGGAUGGCAAGCUUGUUGCUGGAUGCCUGGGCAAACCCAAAUGCACAGAAUUGCCAGGGGAAGUCAGCGCUUCUCUUAGCGUGCGAGAAGAACCAUGCGCAGAUUGCUCGCCUGCUCUUGAGGGCAGCUGCUUCUGUGGACAUGAAGGUGCAAUUUGGAUGCCAGACAGCUGUCUUAGCUGCAGCUCACAGGGGCCACAGUGAGAUAGUACAACUUUUGCUGGAGGCUGGCGCUGACAAGAACUCGACAGACGAUGGCUCAAACACCCCUCUUAUCAGUGCAUCUGUAUGCGGCCACGUGGAAACAGUGUCUUUGCUUCUGAACUGCCGUGUUGACAUGGACUCCCACAACUUUGGCCGCCAAACUGCUUUGAUAGGUGCAUCGGACUAUGGGUAUCUGGAGAUUGUCCGCUUGCUUUUGGAUGCAGGUGCCAACAAAGAUUUGAGGGAUAGGUUCGGUAAAACGGCCUUUGAUCGAGCUCAAGGCAAAGACUGGAAGGACAUCAU
This is a messenger RNA of Symbiodinium pilosum, 1136 nucleotides long. NCBI's taxonomy places the organism in Eukaryota, Dinophyceae, Suessiales, Symbiodiniaceae. The record is from the annotation of a GenBank genome assembly.